Messenger RNA from Zeugodacus cucurbitae (melon fly), 1230 nucleotides. RefSeq names its product androgen-induced gene 1 protein. NCBI's taxonomy places the organism in Eukaryota, Metazoa, Arthropoda, Insecta, Diptera, Tephritidae. The transcript has 4 exons. The record is from RefSeq and is a predicted model, not a curated record. Bases 121 to 960 code for a protein of 279 amino acids. Gene Ontology annotation, cellular component: endomembrane system; membrane.
AAGAUGUGCUUGUAUCAAGACUACUAGUUGCCAAGUAAAUUUGCCAAGUGGCAGAUGAUAUAAAGCACCUGCAGUGCGGAAGAGUGUUCUUCUUUUGAAAUUAGAAAAUCAUUACCAAAAAUGACAAAAAGUAAGAAACGGUUAAAAGAAGAGCUGGAGGCGAAAGCGCAGAGCACUGUUGUAGAGGAGCGCCUUACAACGACGAACGACGCUUAUACGCAGGGUGCCUUCUGUUACCUCCGGUUGCUCACACAUACUUUAGGGCUAUUGCAAUUUACCUACGGCAUCUACUACCAUUGGUUCAAUGUACAUUGGCCGCAACACUUGCAGGAUGAGGAAGAGUUGAAAACUCGCUGGGGUGGCAAAUUUAAAUAUCUCACUUUCCUUGAUGUGAUAUUGCAAGCGCUCUAUCACUUAGUGGCAUUGCUAAAUGAUCUUAUUGGCUCCAAUGCAGUAGGACCGCCGCGCACAAUGCCGGGCAUCCGUAAACUACGUGAUUAUAUAUUUGCUGCAUUUGCUUUUCCCAUAGCGCAUAAUGUGUGCAUCUCAUUUUGGGUUAUAUAUGCCUACGAUCGAGAACUCAUCUUCCCGUCAGCGCUGGAUGCAAUUUUCCCAAAUUGGCUCAAUCAUAUCGUACACACCAAUGUGGCCAUGCUCGGCAUACUCGACAUGUUUACCUGCUUCCGUCAGUACCCCAGCCGUGCAUCUGGACUCACUGGCACUAUUGCAUUCAUGGUGCUUUACCUUAUUUGGAUGCAUAUUGUACGCUUCUUUUCGGGCCAUUGGGUGUAUCCACUACUGGAAGUGCUUAAUCUACCGAUGCGUUACUUUAUGUUGAGCGCAUUGUUAGCUUUUACUGUGUUUUGUUAUUUCUUGGGUGAGUUUUUGAAUAACACUAUCUGGAGCCCAGAAUUACGUUUGCUGCAAAUGAAGCACGCUAAGAGCGACAAGAGUGCAUAAGUGAAAUAUCUGACAAUACAAAAAUGCGCAAACUCUAAGAAUGCAGUUAGAACACAGAAAAUUCUAGCUUUAAACAACGAAAGGACUUUAUUAUGGUACAGUAAAUUCUUUGUAAUUUUUUAUUUUGAAUAUUAAUUAUUGUAUACAAUUUUGACCAUGUAUAAUUUUAUAAAUAUGUUUCUGCUGCCAAAAUGUCUAUAAUAAUACAAAAAUUCUUAAGGCACUAACUAACCUAUUCAAUGGCCCUAUUCUAUUUUAGUUGAAAUUGUU